Molecule: messenger RNA, 3754 nt
Organism: Sphaeramia orbicularis (orbiculate cardinalfish)
Lineage: Eukaryota; Metazoa; Chordata; Actinopteri; Kurtiformes; Apogonidae
Gene: os9
Product: OS9 endoplasmic reticulum lectin
Exons: 15
Coding region: 35-2047 (670 amino acids)
Biological process (GO): endoplasmic reticulum unfolded protein response; retrograde protein transport, ER to cytosol; ERAD pathway
Cellular component (GO): endoplasmic reticulum lumen
Source: RefSeq, a predicted model, not a curated record
UUCUGUGUUUUGUUGCUGUCUGACAAAUGGGGGAAUGAGCAGAGUGUCAGUCAUGGCUGCUUCCUUGAUACGAUGGUUGAAGAGGUUGUAUGUUUUCUUGUUGAUAUGUCCCCUCUGUGUGCCAGCCUUCUUGAAUUUGGAAGAGCUGAAUGAGAUGAAAUAUGGGAUUCAAAUUCUCCCCGAUCCCGUCAUCUUGGGGCAGACCAAGACUGAGGAGGUUAUGAUGGUUUCCAGCAAGUAUAAGCAGCUGUAUGAGUGUCGACUUCCAGCCCAGGCGGUCCGCUUUCAUCAAGAUCUGGCUUCAGAGCCUGAUUCACAAGGAUACACUGGGCCAGACAUCCCAGACCUCCUGACUCCAAUGCACAGUGCACCAUGUUUAGUGAAGACAAAGGAUUGGUGGACAUAUGAGUUCUGUCACCAUCAGCACAUCAGACAGUAUCACUUAGAAGACACAGAAAUCAAAGGGGAUGUUCUCUUUCUUGGUUAUUAUGAGUCUGAAUUUGAUUGGAGCAAUGAAACAGCGAAGGCCUCUAAGCAACACAGGCUGAAACGUUACCACAGUCAGACUUAUGUUAAUGGCUCCAAGUGUGAUCUCAACGGUAAUCCUAGAGAAACUGAAGUCCGGUUUGUGUGUGAGGAAGGCUCGGGGGACUACAUUGCGCGAGUCGAUGAGCCUCAGUCAUGUCGCUAUGUGCUGACGAUACACACCAGCCGCACUUGCCAGCAUCCAUUCCUGAAACCACCAUCUACAGCCAAACCUCAAGGCAUUGUGUGCCAACCAGCACUAAGUGCUCAGCAGUACAUGGAUUAUGUCAAAGCUCAAGUCUCGGACACAAAGCGUAAAGUGGAGCAGAUCUCAGAGGAGCUGAGGAGUCUAGAUGAGAUGUUGGCUGGUAAUGAAGGGACAGAUGGAGCGACGGAAGUAACAGCAGACGAGUCAUCACCUGCACCCACUGAUGACUCAGACCAGUUAGACAGAGAAGAUACUACUGAUAUAUCUGAGGAUUCUGAGUCUGAAGAAGUAGAAGAUUCAGAUUUCUGGGAUGGAGUUACAAAGCCAGGAAGUUCAAGAACAACAGCUUCUCAGGAGGAUCAGGCAGAAGAUAAUGACUAUAACUCCAUUACAGACAAUGAAGUCAUGGAUGACGCUGAUGAAGUUGAAAAAUUCAACUUUAAAAUCAUCACUGACCCAGCAGACCUGAUGAAAUUUGUUCAGCACCUCAAAGAGAGCAACAGAAAGAAAGCACAAAACCAAGAGAAACAAACAAGCAUCAGGGUAACAGAGAAGCAUGACGAGGAAGAGACAGAUGAAAAUGAACGUCUUUUACAGGAGUUUGAGAAUGAAAUAGCUGACCUCACAGUGCCAUCUGAUAAGAUUGAGGAGAUAAAGGAGGAGAUGCAGAAGGAGUUUGACAACAUCAUAAAUGAGGCUCAGCAGGAAUUGGAAACAGAGGGUCUUAAAGGGGAGUUUGAUCGCACUCAAGCAACACAGGCACUGGAGACGACGCUGGACAAGCUGCUUGACCGUUUUGAGGAAAAAGAAGUUCAGGAUCCAGAACAGCCAACAGCUUCUGUUCAAAGAGGCAGUGACCCAACCAGAGGAAGCCCCAGCCUGGCUCCCAAACAGCCAGACCAAGCAGCUGACGACCAUGUUAAGAUCAAAAUUACUAAGUAUAAGACGGGCAGCAGCCCUGAUGGGGAGGUCAAAGUUCAGGAGAUGGGCGAAGGAGAUCCCCAGUGGCAGCACAUAAAGGACGUGGUUAAAGAACAGCUAGAGAAAGCAGGACUGAAGGCCGAAGGUAAAAUUGAGGUUAAGAUAUUAACACGAAAAAAUGCAGAGGAGGCAGGUGAUCAGUGGCUGACAGAAGAAGAUACAAAGUCCUUCAGGGAGCUCCUCAUAAAUCUCCUGACUGGAGGCACAGAAGAAGUUUACAAGGAGCAAAAGAGGCAGCAGGAAUUGGAGAACAAUUACAGGUUUGUGUGGGGAGAGUCCCAGGAGGAAUCACAGUCAUCCAGCACCUCUGACUCAGAUGACGUGGACAUAUGAGCUCAUGGUUUAGUGAACUCCUGUGGAGACCAACAAGGAGGGGGAACUCUAAGGUGCAGCUGCAAUUUUUGAGAAGAGCCCAUAUGAUUCAAUUAUUGCUAUUAAACCUGGUAUUUGGUAUCAAAUCAUCUGUUUGCACAUUUGGGAAAUGUGUCUGUGUGUCUUGAAUAGGCAAUAUGUGUCUUCAGUCAGCACGAUUUAUAUGUUGCACGUUAAAAUCGCAACAUGUCAGCUGUACUUGUGCAGUUAUGCAUUUUCCCCUUUUGAUGGGAUUCAGUUUUGAUAGGCUAGAAAAGCCAAGGGAUGUACAAUAUGUACCUUUUUAGAAAUAUUUCAGUGAGUUUUACUGAAUAUUUACAUCUAGUUUUGAAGUUGUCCACAGCACAUUGUAUCCACAGCUGGUUUAGUCCUUUGAUUUGUCCCAUAUGUUGUCAUUGAUAAAGUCCUUUAUUCUGUGAAGCUGGCGAAUUGUGCAUGCCUCAACAAAUUGAGUGAGUGUUUGCAAAGGUUGUUUUAUAUACUGUAUAUUGGGGGGGGGCAAAAACAAAGGACUAAUGCAUAAGGCCUCACAUUUGAGUUCUACUUUUUGUGAUUCAGUGGUUAGUGAACAUGACUGUAGAUUACAAAGGUGUUUGUACACAUGCUGUGGCACUUUAUGGAACCUUUUUCUAAAAAUGUAAACUCAGAGUUCAUACAUUGUUUUUUCACUAAAAUGGUGUUUUUCUCUUGGCUUGUCACUCCUGUUGACAAAAAGUGACUUGAAGGAAAAACAUCGAAACAAGAGUAGGAAGGCAUUUUAAUGUUCUGUACUUUAUUUUUUUGGCAAGAACUUAGCUUUAAUUAAUUUAGUAAAGAAAAGCAAAAAAAAAGCAACAUGUCAAUCAGACAUUCAAUAUACCAAAAUAAUUAAUUUACGCAUUGUUUGCUAAGGAUCCGUCAGAGAUGUACUUACAAGGGCUUAACUUGUAUAGUUUGUGAAUAACUGUGGCUCCUUGGAUCUCAACAUGCACAUAAUGUUUGCGUAUAUUUUUUAAAUAAUUUGUUGUACACUGGCACACAUUUUGUGUAACCUGAAUGAAUAUGUUCAGUCAUUUUUGCUUUCAUAUGCUCAAGGCCUCAUGCCAGACUGAUAGACUGUCAUGUAUAACCUGUUGGGGUUAUUCUCUCCCAAGACACAAUCACACAGAAAUGCUUGAGGCACUAUCAGUGUCUUUCAACAGUCAACUGGAUCUUUGUGUCAAAAGAAUUGAAGGCAUUUACCCAUAGGUAGUUUUACCUGAUUAAAGCUGUGUAACACAAAGUGAGAUAAGUAAGUUAGCUGCCUACAUUUUAUUUCAACUCCCAUUGGAAGCUGCGUCACCUUAUGCUUCCUGAUCAUCAGCUUCAUACUACCAGUCCAGCAUUGUUUAUUGGACUCUGUGUAAACAGUUCAUUCACAGGUAUGCCCUACAGUGUGGUUUUUUUUUUUUGGCAUUACACUUUAACAUUUACACUCCUCUGCUGCAAACAUUACCAAUAGAUGUUAACACUAUUUAGGUUGAUAAAAUAUACCAUUAGUCUGUUACCUCAUUUUUAAAAGUGCAAGGUUUUAAGGAGUAAUGAACUGGCUUUGUGAUCUGAAAAAUAUUAGACCUAUUUGAACUGCCAUACACAUUUAGGCCAUUGAGCUUUUUUUUUUUAAAGAAAUAAACAUUACCAUAAAAGUUG